AACUAUAUAAACAUCGAUAAUUCGAAAACCCUGUACAAACAGUGGUUGCCUUCAGAAGACCGUUCAAGCAAGAAAAUGUUGAGACUCAUCUCCCUUGUCUGUAUCGUUGCCUGCGUCUUCGCAGACUCUUACCCAAAGGGUGACUAUUACCCUAAGAAUGACUACUAUGGUGGAUGUGGAAAAUAUGGAUGCACAUACGGUAUCCACUCUCAAGGUCCCUAUGGUAACUUUGGAGGAUUAGUCAGCUCUACAAGUGGAGGACUUAACACCGGAUUCGUCAGCACCGGAGGUUUCAACACAGGAUUGCUCGGUCUUGGAGGUGGAUCUGCUGCCGCAAGCGCUGCCGCCGCCGGAGAUGCUGCCGCUGCUGCUAGCGCAGCCGCUGCAGGACAAAAUGCUGCCGCUGUUGCCGCUGCCGCCGCUGCCAAUGGAGCAGCUGCUUCAUCUGCUGCUGCCACCGGAGGUUUUGGAUUGAACAUUGCCCCAUACUACUUCAAUCAACCAGGGUAUUUUUAUAAUUUCCCAGGACAGUAUGGAAACUUUGGUCAAUACUACACCUAUCCCAGACAUUACUACAACAGUUUCCCCAUCUUCAAUAACUACGCCCCAUAUUAUGGUCUUGGAAGUGGAUCCUCCGCUGCUGCUAGUGCUUCUGCUGUUGGUGGAAGUUCUGCUGCUUCCGCUGGUGCUUCUGCAGGUGGAUUUGGUGGAUUCAACGGAAUUUAUGACGGAAUCUUCCUCGGAGGAUCAAGACAUAAUUUCAGAAGAAGACACAGCAAGGUGUACUAAUGGAUCCGGCCAAUAUAAACUGUUUCUGGUGAUGUUGUGUUAAUUUGUGAUAAUAAAUGUUUUAUAUUUAA
Molecule: messenger RNA, 860 nt
Organism: Saccostrea echinata
Lineage: Eukaryota; Metazoa; Mollusca; Bivalvia; Ostreida; Ostreidae
Product: spidroin-1-like
Exons: 3
Coding region: 76-789 (237 amino acids)
Source: RefSeq, a predicted model, not a curated record